Molecule: messenger RNA, 1674 nt
Organism: Scheffersomyces coipomensis
Lineage: Eukaryota; Fungi; Ascomycota; Pichiomycetes; Serinales; Debaryomycetaceae
Product: Hsp90 cochaperone
Exons: 1
Coding region: 92-1648 (518 amino acids)
Biological process (GO): box H/ACA snoRNP assembly
Cellular component (GO): nucleoplasm; cytoplasm
Source: RefSeq, a predicted model, not a curated record
GGCUCAACUAUCACAAUACUGAAAAAUUUAGAAACCGAUAUAACUGAUAUUUAAGGAAUCAAGAACGAUCUAAACGUAAUCAACAGUUGUCAUGAUUACUCCAUUCUUCAGUAUCACCCAAGAUGAUGAAUUCAUUUAUAUAGAUAUUAAGGUAUCACAUAUCCGAUUUAAUGCUAAGAGCAUCGAGUUUACCAUCGAUGAAGAAUUGUUUAUAUUCUCAUUACCACCUUAUUACUUGAGAUUGAGAUUACCAUUUCCAUUAGCAGAUGAUGAAGAAAGAAGUAAUGCUACUUUUGAAGGAGAAUUGAUUAAAGUUAAAGUUCCAAAAUUGACUAAAGGCCAAUUCUUCCAUGAUUUAGACUUGACAUCAAAAUUACUUGCUAGAUCCACUAAUGUUAUAGAUGAUGAUGAGUUGAAAGACACAAAUUCAAUUACUAAGGAUAAAGUUGCCGAAAGUAAGACCAACACUCCAUUAAUUCAAGAGUUGGAUGUCUCAAAUGAGAUAUCUAACACUCGACAAGUUGAAAAGGAUUUCGCUGAAGGAGAGAAGUUCAAUUGGGAAAUUGAGCAGAAAUUACCAGAACCAGAUUCAACAGGCAUAGAUGUUGAUCCUUCCAUACAAGUAACAAAGUCAGUUAAAUAUGGGUUUGACAACCAAUAUGAUAGUAUCAUAGGUGUGUCACAAUCUAAUGGAAAUGAUAUUAACGAGUUGGGUGAUUCAGAACAUACAGCCUAUACCGAUAGAAUAGUAGAAAGAUUGAUUAAAGAGAAUAUUAAAUUUGAUCCUGAGUAUUAUGCUGCAGAUUAUAUAAUGGAGAAGUAUCCAACACCGGAUGAUGAUAAGAUAUAUAAGGAUAUAUUGGAAUGGAAGAAUCCCUUAGUAAGACAAUUCUUAAAAUGGUAUAAAACUGAACAACUGUUACCAGAAAAUGAAAGAACACAAAUAAUGCCAGUUUCCUUCACCAAGGAUGAGCAAGAGAAAAUGUUAAACUUACCAAAGAAAUCAUAUUUAGUAGAGGAUAAAUCACCUUUGUUAUUACUAUUAGUAUCAUUAUUGUUCGCAUAUCAUUUUGAUUUACGUGAAAAUGAAGGGGACCAUAAUAUAGAAAGUGCAUGGACAGCUGGGAAGAUUAUACCUCAAUUUUCUUUCUUGGAUAGUCAAAUUAUAAUCCAAUCUGAUAAUGUUCUUAGAGCAUCUACUAUCACUUUAAUUAGAAGAGCUUUAUCUUAUCCUUAUCAUCGUAAUUAUAACUUGAUAUCAAAGGUUUGGGAUGAUGUAUAUUACAAUUUAAGAGGAGGGAAAAGAUUAGUCUUGAAAGCAUUGCUUGACUUAAAGGAAUUGUUCAGAUUUCAUGAUGUCUAUUAUGUCUAUGAUAAGAUCUGGUUAGAAGAUUUUGUCACCUGGUUUAUAAGUGAUGAUGUAACGGAGGCCAUGAUUAGAAAUUUAGCUCAUGAUUUAAAGAAAGAAUAUAGUACUUUGAGUAAAUCAGAAAUCACAUUUGAGAAGGUUCAAGCUCCUGAAGGAGAUGAAGAUGACGAUGAUGAUGAAGAUUUAGAUCUACAAGAUGAAAAUGAUAAUAUUAUAGCGUUAAAUCUUCGUGAAAUUGAAGCUAUGGCCGAAGAUAUGUACCAACAGCAACAACAAUAAAUAAAUAGAUAGAUAGAUAAGUAAAU